AUGAUAAGAAAACUCAAACGUAUCAAGUUAAGCAACAUCCGAAUCCGGUUUGGCCCUAGAGGUGGAGUUCGAAAUCGCCACACUCAUCAUCAAACGUACAUGGCCGCACGAAGAAAACAAGUGUUGAUGCUAAAGGGUUCUGGACAAAGGCAUCUCAUCUACGGUUUGACUGGUUUUCUGGCACUACUACAUUACACGGCGCGGCAUCCGCCGGCAGGCGCAGACAUCAAAAAGUUAGUAGUUGAAGGGGUGACUGAAGAAGAGAGCCGAGGCAUCUUGAGCUACUUUAACCGUCGUACAAGCCAUAAUCUGGGUUUGAGUCAAGUUGUCGAACUAAGAAUCAAAAUGUUCGGACGAAGCCGUUGUGUGGUACAUCGACUUAAAAAAUCCCGCACGAGUGUUUGCGCGAUAUUUGAUUUAAACACAUUUCACUUAGGAUGUGACGGCACGAUCCAAACUAGGAACCAAAGGCUAAGGUCGCUUUCGGUGAAGGGAUUAGGUGACUUUGUUUUUUUGGUUGAAAUGGCCUCUCGCGAGCCAGACAAUACGGAGGACUACGGUGGAAAUAAUGAACAAUGUUCGUUAAAGUAA
Molecule: messenger RNA, 591 nt
Organism: Melampsora larici-populina 98AG31
Lineage: Eukaryota; Fungi; Basidiomycota; Pucciniomycetes; Pucciniales; Melampsoraceae
Exons: 4
Coding region: 1-591 (196 amino acids)
Source: RefSeq, a predicted model, not a curated record